Molecule: messenger RNA, 771 nt
Organism: Peronospora farinosa
Lineage: Eukaryota; Oomycota; Peronosporomycetes; Peronosporales; Peronosporaceae
Source: the annotation of a GenBank genome assembly
AUGGCACUGAACCGGAAUUUCCGGACGACUUAUUACAAGACGCUAGGUGUGCCUGUGGUGCAGCAUAUUGUAGAUGCGGAGGCCUCGUUUGCAGCGUUACUUGGCGAGAAAGCAGUGAACAUGCCACAGCUGCUGAAACUGGCGCUGGAAUUGGGCAUUGUGCCUCAAUAUCGAGCCAGGCUUUGGCUGCUGCUAGCGGAGGUAUUGCCACCCUACCCGGAAUUAUGGAGUUUUGCGCUGGAGGAGCGGCGGGUCAUGUUUGAGGAUAUUGUAAGUGCUGCACAGGUUUUACAGAUUAAAGAUAUGAUGGAGGGCGAUGAAGGAGAGUACUACAAUUUCAUUGAACUACUGGAGAAGAAAGAAGAUGGACGGAAAAAGAAGACGUCGAUGCAGGAUCUGAAGCGAUUAGUGCACUUGCAUCGCACGUAUUACAAAGACAUUAUGGCUUCUAAUGCACCGCUCUUGUGUGGGAUGGACGACCAGAACUUCUUACUGAGUGUGGCUCGCGUGGUGUGUGAAGUGUUGACACACGAAGCGGAACGGUUCUGGGGUUUCACGAGAUUGUUAGAGUUAUUUCAUGAUGGACUUGAGCUUGUGGAUCCUAGGGUGACUUUGGAGAUGCUUUAUGAUCCACAACUUUCUGACUUUGAAGAAAUAUUUCUUCGAACGCUGGAUGUCAAGCGGAGGCGACUGACUGCGGAUGGAGCGACCUCGAGUUUGCAUUUGCUUAAAAGCGGAUAUGACGAAGAGUAUGGAAGACGACGGUUCUAA